This is a messenger RNA of Aspergillus mulundensis, 2130 nucleotides long. Its product is annotated as Zn(II)2Cys6 transcription factor. Gene Ontology annotation, molecular function: zinc ion binding; DNA-binding transcription factor activity, RNA polymerase II-specific. Bases 1 to 2130 code for a protein of 709 amino acids. Gene Ontology annotation, cellular component: nucleus. Gene Ontology annotation, biological process: positive regulation of transcription by RNA polymerase II. The record is from RefSeq and is a predicted model, not a curated record. The transcript has 3 exons. Lineage: Eukaryota; Fungi; Ascomycota; Eurotiomycetes; Eurotiales; Aspergillaceae.
AUGCCCCGCCCCCGCAGAUCCCACACUCUGGGCGCCUGUCGAACUUGUCGCCGCCGCCAUGUCAAGUGCGACCAGAAGCGCCCGGCCUGUCGGACGUGCCGGACCUUGGGGGUGCCUUGCGAGGGCUUUGCCAAUGAAGUCCGCUGGAUGCGCGAGGGAAACGAGGAGGAUAAGGUCGAGGAGCAGAAUGGCACGCGUCGGCAUCUGUAUACAGAACAAUCACGGCGGUCGAUGAGCACGUCGCUGGGCUCGAACCUCGUCUCCGGCUCCAUCAGCGCAUCGCUGGCUGAAAUCGACCUCAAAACACGCGAUCCCGAGCACCCUCCAGUGGGCGAUAUCGUCAUCGGGCCCUUUGGCGUACUGGACCUUGCUCCGACCGAGUCGCAGAAAAUGCAGCAAACACAGCAGAAGGCAUCCGAACCAGACAGAGAGACUCCUCCGAGUCCACCACAGACAGCCCAGAGCACAGCGGUCCAGGAGACCCAAGUCGAAUUACCAACGCUCGACUCGCCCUCUUACAUCGAUGACUUCCUCCACUGGUCGGAUAUCCUCGGCCUAAGCCCUGAACAGCCGGGAUUCUUCCAGCCGACCAUGCUCGACAUGGACAUGUACCUGGCUGAUCCUAUUCCUGAGCCGUUACCCAUAGUGGACAUGGAGCCUGGCAACAUGGCCAUUAUGACACCUCCACGCAGCGCCAUUGAAAUGGCCUCCACCUUCCUUGAUGCUGCUGCAUUGGCGGACGCCCCUUCGCUGUUCAAGCAUUUCAACGAACAUGUAGUACCGCAGAUGGUGAUUAUGCCGCUUGGAGACAAGUCGCCAUGGCGGAUGAUGAACCUUUCUGCCGCAAUGGCAACAUACAACGACCUGACUAUCCUGGGAUCGCAGAAUAUCAGCCAUGCACGCCUGGCGAAUCUCUAUGCGUUGUUGGCAUGCGCGGCAGUUCAUCUGUCUUCUUCGCAGAGUUCCAAUAUAUCUACCGAGCACUGGCAGCAGGCUGCCGGUCAGAUGUUUGAGCAGGCACGAGACCACAUGCAAAAGUCAUUGAAGCUGGAGACAUGCGAGCCGAAACGGGCAAAGUAUAAAGACCAGUUGAUGGCCAUUUGCUGCUUGAUUCAGUACACCGUCAUCUCAGGGCAACAUCAACAUGCACGAAGUUUCAUGGUCAACGCGGAAUACAUCCUGCGCAGGCGCGGCCUGUUGAAGCAUCGGAUCUCUCAAAAGUCGCGGCUCCUGCACCACGUCUAUACCUGGCUACGCUUGGUCGGGGAGAGCACGUAUGUCCUCCACGACUAUCACCCUUCCGCCUCAUUCAUCGAAGCGUUGAACGCAAAUUUCCAACGACCUCGUCUGGAAGGAGCCGCAGAGAGAUUGACCGAGUCCAAUCCUCGCCUAGACGACUUCCUCCGUCUGGAAGCGCACGACUCGGACAGUGACCUAAACAUCAACGAGCCAAAAGAUAAGCAAAUCGGCUUGCACGACAUCCACCUACAAGACUCGCGUAGCUACCCAGAUACAUUAUACAAGCAGAUCUACGGCAUCCCCGAGACAUGGCUGAGUCUCCUGUCUCAGACGACACGACUGGCGAACGUCAUGGAGACAUUCCGCCUUGCCCAGCAAUCCUGCGGAAACAUCAGCGUCGAAGCGUGGGAAACUCUGCACCGGCGCAGCAUCCGCUUAGAGAACCUCAUCUGCUCGUGCGAUCUCUCCCUCACACGAGAUCCGUCCAAACCGCACGACCAUAUGCUCCGCGCGCUCAACGCGGCGCUCGUCAUCUUCUUCUACCGCCGUAUCCGCCGCGUGCACCCGGCAAUUAUGGCCGCGCACGUCGACAGCGUCAUUUCCUCGCUGGAAGCCUUUACAUCAGCCCUGCAUCGUACCGGGCUGGGUGCUGCAUGGCCGGCGUUUAUUGCAGGGUGUGAAGCUCUCACGGCCCAUAGGAGAGAGGCGAUCCUAGCAUGGAUUGAUAAUGCUAUCGCCAGCUGCGGCCCUGCUGGGUUCAGUGCUGCCAGGGAUAUCAUGGUCGAGUUGUGGCGGAGGCAGGACGAGCAUCUAGAGAGGAACCGGGGCGAAUCGAUGCCGACGUGGACGACGUUCAUUCAGGACCGGCACAUAUGGCCUCUUUUCUGCUGA